Messenger RNA from Caenorhabditis sp. 36 PRJEB53466, 2210 nucleotides. The record is from the annotation of a GenBank genome assembly. Lineage: Eukaryota; Metazoa; Nematoda; Chromadorea; Rhabditida; Rhabditidae.
AUGUUCGUCACAGAGCCAAAUCCAUCUCAUAUUGAGAUUUUGAGUCAUACAGGUCAGCCUUUAUUCUUUUUGAGUUAAAAUGUGAAAAAAAAAACUUUUUAGAACAAUGUGUGGUAUGUGGUGACGCAGCCGAUGGAUUCCACUAUGGAGUCCGAUCAUGUCGUGGCUGUAAUGCAUUUUUUCGAAGAGCAGUCACGUUCAACAUGAAUUUUUCAUGUCGGAGAGGCGGAAGGUGUCCAGUCGACAAAAGUGAGUUGAUUUCUAGCACCUUUUUGCACAGAGUAAUGCAAAAAAGUAAAACAUACCGAAACUUUUAUUUUAAAAGUUGUUUAAUUUACAGAUGCUCGAUGUGCAUGUCGAGCAUGUCGAUUAGCGAAAUGCUAUGCAGUGGGAAUGGACAAAAAAGCAGUUCAACCGAAAAGAGAAGUGACUACUUCGAUAAACGGAUCUUUCGAUCACAAUGACACAGAAUAUGAUAUUCGGUUGAAUGGGAUGAGGGUGAGUUUAUCUUCGGUAAGAUUUUUCAUGUUUUGACAAACUACUACAAAAAAAAGCGUAUUUAGUUAAACAUUGUGCAUAAUUCAGUUAUUAUUCAAAGUUUUUCCAAGAAAAACACUUGCAGACAUCACCAAAUUACGACCUCAGCGACAUGACUUCGCCCGGCUCAGCAUUCACACCACUGAACAUAAAUCUGGCAGUAGGUUUUUAACUUUUUCUACAUAUCUCAUUUUUCAAAUGCUUUAGGAUUUCACGCCAGCAAUACCUCCCUCACCUCCCGGUGACUGUUUGUUAAUAAUCAGGCAAGUCUACGAUUUCACGGAACAAAAACGGAGACGGAGAGCAAUGCUGUGCGGGUCUUUAGAAGAAAUUCUGUCAGAAGUGAGUCCACUUUUUGAAGGUGUUACUGUUGAGUCUGAAAUUUUCAGCAAGAGAUGAUUCUGAAGCAUCCUGCCACUUCUGAAGACUUCACGACCAUAUUCCAAACGCAAAUGGUAUUGAUGUUUGAAUGGGUCGAGAAAUUGCCCGAGUUUCGAAUGUUGGGCGACCAUAAUGAUAAGGUGAGUUGGUGUUGGGCUUACGAUACUAUCAAUUCGAAAUAUUUUCAGACUAAACUUCUCCGAGCAUUCGCCUUGAAGUACAUGCUUCUGGACAAUGUUUACCACACGUACGAACUAGGAUUCCGGGACAGGGUUCGUGUUUUUAGUGCAUGUUUUCAGUGCCUCGUUGUUUUGUUGUUCUGACAAACUUUCUUGGAAGCAGAUGAAAAAUAGAUCACACGAUUUAUAGGAAAAAGCGGAAAUGCAAUAACAAAUUCAAUUUAACGUGUUUAUGUGUGAAUAAUGCUGUUCGUCUCAAUUUUGGGGAUGUAAAGUAUAUAAAAUUGAGUAACAUGCGUACGUUUUCAGUUAGUACUUGUGAACAACAACUACAUCAUUCCCGGAGUGCCAGUCAACAUCAAGUCCAGUGAUGUUGUCGAUGAAAAUCAGAUGAAAGAAAUGUGAGUUGGCAAACGAAAAACAGUACGCGCGUGAUGACUGCUAUGGUUUUUUAUUAUCCGUCAGAGCAGAGUGACUCUAACUUUCUCGUAUCCUGAUUAUUUGCAGAAUGUUCGGUCAUCGAAUGCAAGCACUUAUCAACGACUUAGUUCAUCCCAUCAGCAGCAGAAACAUGCUUUACGGAGAAAUAAUGACAAUCCGACGAGUAAUGUUCUGGAAUCCGGGAAAUGUGCAGCUGUCGGACAUGGCUAGAGCACUGGCAGUUGAAGUACGGAUUUGCGCAUUUCAAAAUUAAACACAAUUUGCGUUUUCCAGGCAUGUAACGUGGCAAUGAAAGAGUUGCAACAGUAUUUGACUGCUGAAGGAGUUGAUGAUAUUGAGGCUCGAAUGGAGUUUUUAUUACUCCUGAUUCCCGCGUUCACCGUGAGUUGUUAUGUUAUUUCCUGCAAUCCGUGUCAUUUUCGGGAACGUUUUCCGAAAUUACAACUGUAAUUCUCGUAGGGAAACUUUGAAAAACUGAGCCCCACUCAGAAAAUAGUUAAAAAUAUUAGUAUAAGCCGCCUUCUCCAGAGUUCCCUAAAGAUGUCCCAAAAUAUAUUGCCCUUUUUUCAGACUCAUCAUAAAACCAUGUACGAAAUUGUCCGUCUGAUUCCAUCUUUUGGAAAAAUGAGUGAUUGGAACAAUUUUAUGGAUGACAUACUCAGUGGCGUUUGA